Messenger RNA from Trichosurus vulpecula (common brushtail), 906 nucleotides. RefSeq names its product GS homeobox 2 (gene GSX2). The record is from RefSeq and is a predicted model, not a curated record. Lineage: Eukaryota; Metazoa; Chordata; Mammalia; Diprotodontia; Phalangeridae. The transcript is spliced from 2 exons. The coding region runs from base 1 to 906 and encodes 301 amino acids. Gene Ontology annotation, molecular function: DNA-binding transcription factor activity, RNA polymerase II-specific; sequence-specific double-stranded DNA binding. Gene Ontology annotation, biological process: regulation of DNA-templated transcription. Gene Ontology annotation, cellular component: nucleus.
AUGUCGCGAUCCUUCUAUGUCGACUCUCUGAUCAUCAAGGACUCCUCGAGGCCUGCACCCUCCCUACCUGAGCACCAGCACGGCCCGGAUUUCCUCAUCCCCCUGGGCAUGCCAUCGCCCCUGGUCAUGUCAGUUUCGGGGCCAGGCUGCCAGUCGCGCAAGAGCGGCACUUUCUGCGUGUGUCCACUCUGCGUCACCUCCCACCUGCACUCCGCGCGGACGGGCGGCGGCGCAGGCGGCGGCGGGGGAGGAGGAGGCGGUGGUGGUGGCGGCGGCAGCGGGGCAGGCGGCGGGGCUAUCCCCCUGCUCAAGAGCCAGUUUCCCCCUGGCCCCGGGGACGGGCAGUUCUGCCCCCGGAUGAGCCAUGCCCAUCAUCACCACCACCAGCCGCAGCACCACCAUCACCAUCAGCCCCAGCAGCCUGGCUCCGCGGCGGCGGCUGCCGCUGCUGCUGCGGCGGCGGCCGCGGCCGCUGCCCUGGGACACCCCCAACACCACGCACCUGUCUGUGCCGCCACCACCUACAAUGUCACCGACCCCCGAAGGUUCCAUUGCCUCACCAUGGGUGGCUCUGAUACUAGCCAAAUUCAAAACGGCAAGAGGAUGAGGACAGCUUUCACCAGCACUCAGCUCCUGGAGCUGGAAAGGGAAUUCUCUUCAAACAUGUAUCUUUCUCGGCUCCGGAGAAUCGAGAUUGCCACGUACCUCAACCUCUCGGAGAAGCAGGUGAAAAUCUGGUUCCAGAACCGUCGAGUGAAACACAAGAAAGAGGGCAAAGGUUCGCAGAGGAACAGUCACGGGGGCUGCAAGUGCGUCAGUAGCCAAGUUCACUACCCGCGCUCUGAGGACGAAGAGUCCUUAUCCCCUUCCUCCGCCAACGAAGACAAGGAGAUCUCCCCAUUAUGA